Messenger RNA from Labrus bergylta (ballan wrasse), 531 nucleotides. Lineage: Eukaryota; Metazoa; Chordata; Actinopteri; Labriformes; Labridae. The record is from RefSeq and is a predicted model, not a curated record.
AGCAGUGCGUUAUUAAUCAUUGAGUAGUGCGUGUACGCACUCAGUGGCUGCUUCAGUUUUCUUGCGCACACAGUUUCCUCCUCAGAAAGUUUAAUGGCUAAAUACAAUUUCUGCCGGGUGAGCUGCUUUAUCUUGGCUGGAUUAAUUAGUACCGUUUCUCUCGUCUUUUUCUGCAUCUUCUGGUUUGUGGACGGAGGAUGUCCCAACGGCAGUUUCAAGCACGCGGCUGUGGCUGCAGACUCUCUGCGGUGCUCACAGAUCGGCAGGAACAUGCUGCAGCAGGGAGGGUCAGCAGUAGAUGGCGCCAUUGCAGCACUUCUGUGCACGUCUGUAAUCAAUCCUCAGAGCAUGGGGAUUGGAGGGGGGUCUAUAUUCACUAUUAGAGAUAAAACAGGCAAAGUGAAAGUCUACAACUUCAGAGAGACGGUCCCAAAGUCUUUUGAUCGUAACCUGUUAGAUGAUUGUCCAACCACAUUCAGACUGACCACAGGCACACAGUGGAUCGUGUUCCCGGCGAGCUGCGGGAUAUGA